CCGAUGCUGCGUUAACGGCCGCGAUUUGGGUUUUCCAGGCACGAUGACCGAGCAGCAGAGUCCCCCCGAGCAGAUGGUGACUGGGGAGGGCGCUGGUGAGCGCGGUGGCAAUUAUAAGAUCACCAUCUAUGAGCUGGAGAACUUCCAGGGCCGCAAGUGUGAGUUGAGCGAGGAGCUCCCCAACGUGGUCGAGAAAGCUCUGGAGAAGGUGGGCUCCAUCCAGGUGGAGUCCGGCCCGUGGCUGGGCUUUGAGCGGCAGGCCUUUGCUGGGGAGCAGUUUGUGCUGGAGAAGGGUGACUACCCGCGCUGGGACUCCUGGUCCAACAGCCACAACAGCGACAGCCUCAUGUCCCUCCGCCCCCUCCAGAUCGACAGCCCUGACCACAAGAUCCACCUCUUUGAGAAUGCCGGCUACACCGGGCGCAAGAUGGAGAUCGUGGAUGACGACGUGCCCAGCCUGUGGGCCCACGGCUUCCAGGACCGCGUGGCCAGCGUCCGGGCCCUGAACGGAACGUGGGUGGGCUAUGAGUACCCGGGGUACCGGGGCCGCCAGCACGUCUUUGAGAAGGGCGAGUACCGGCACUGGAACGAGUGGGAUGCCAACCAGCCCCUGAUGCAGUCGGUGCGCCGUGUGCGGGACCAGCAGUGGCACCAGCGUGGCUGCUUCGAGAACAGCUGAGCGUCGUGCCGGCCCUGCGAUGGGCGGUGGCGAUGCUACUGCCGGUGCCAUCAGUUUGGUGUUCUUUGUGCAAAAACCUCAAUAAAGCUCUGAGCUGAG
Molecule: messenger RNA, 778 nt
Organism: Meleagris gallopavo (turkey)
Lineage: Eukaryota; Metazoa; Chordata; Aves; Galliformes; Phasianidae
Gene: CRYBB3
Product: crystallin beta B3
Biological process (GO): visual perception; lens development in camera-type eye
Molecular function (GO): structural constituent of eye lens
Source: RefSeq, a predicted model, not a curated record